GGCAACUCUCUCUCACACACACAAGUCCGGCGAGCUUCUUUCUAAUAACACUCCGUCGUCCCCUACAAGGCUACAACCCAAGAAGCCUUACAGCGCCGGCCAUGGCCUCCUCGUGGUCCACCGGCCUCUUCGGCUGCUGCGACGACGUCAGCGGCUGCUGCCUGACGUGCUUUUGCCCGUGCGUCGCCUUCGGGCGGAUCGCCCACAUCGUCGACAAGGGAACCUCAUCUUGCUGUGUGCGUGGGACGGCGUACAUGCUGCUGGCCUGGGUGGGGCUGGGCUGCCUAUGCUCCUGCUGCUACCGCUCCAGGAUGCGGGAGCAGUACGGGCUCAAGGAGAAGCCCUGCGCCGACUGCUGCGUCCACUUCUUCUGCGACCCCUGCGCCCUCUGCCAGGAGUACCGCGAGCUCAAGAGCCGCGGCUUUGACAUGAGCCUCGGGUGGCACGCCAACAUUGAGAGGAUGGGGAAGAGCGCUCCGACUGCUGCUCCUCAGGCUUACCCGGGGAUGACUCGCUAGUCAGCUAGUGUGUCCGCCAUCCAGCUCAAGAGAAAAAAGGAUGCCAUCUACCAGCUUCUACUUUUGUGUUGUAUUGUUGUGAGUUAGUUAAUUUGGAGUGAAUUACAGAAAACAUCGACAUUGAAGGCUAGGGUUGCAGAAACCACAAUUCUAUAGUUUUAUGCCAAAAAUCAUUAAUUCCGAGGCUAAUUUUUUGCAAAAAAACACUAGUCGAUGGCUUAGGUCGUUUUGAGCACGAUUAUGACAAUUGGGUCCCGGUGGACAGGGUGACAUGGCAGGACAUAAAAGAUCACAAAUAGAUAGAACAUCAUAGACUAAACUGUAAAAGGGCAUAAGAAAGAUAAAAUCAUCUUUUCAUAUAAAAAAGAAAGAGGAGGGAAUCGCGAGUUCGCGACAGAGAGCAGCAACGGCCUCCGCAGCCGGCGCGCUCGAGCUCGCCGGUGUGCGGGCCGAGGCCGCCGGAACCGGCGCCGUCCAUCGCCGCAGAGCCACCCACCGCCGUCGACGUACACCCUGGCUCCACCGGCGCACUCCAAUCGCCGUCGUCGCCGUGCUGCCCCGUCGUUGACUGGAUCAAGGAGCCGGCGCGCUCGAGCUCGCCGGCAUGCGGGCCGAGGCCAGCUUGGCAGCCGGAACCGGCGCCGUCCGUAGUCUCAGAGCCACACACCACUGUCGCCGUGCACCCUGCCUCCACAGGCGUACUCCAGUCGUGCUCUUCGCCGCCCCCAUUGUUGACUGGACAAGGAGCCGGCGCCACCAACCCCCUUCGCGCCCAAACCAGCCACUCCCCAGCCUCGUCGUGUCGACCCGCACCGGUUCCGGCGGGAUCCGGCCGGGAAUCGAGCCACCGCCACCCUUGACGGUCCGCCCAGCGAACCCUGAUGCUUGAAACCGACCACUGCCUCGCCCCCGCCAGCCAGGCAAUCGAGCCGUCCUGCCCGUCCCCGACCAUGCCGGACCUGCCCUGUGCCUCGCCGCCGGAGCUAGCAGCAGAUGCGCCGGCCGCACACGGGGAGGGAGUGGCCGCAUGAAGAGCACGGAGGACCCGAUUGCUUUUUUUCAGGGGUCUUCUUGCGAAAGAAAAUUAUAUCAGGAUGUAAUUAGAUUUUUUUGUUUGCCAUGUCACCCUGUACAGCGGGGCACACCUGUCAUAAUCAUGCUCAAAACGACCUAAGCCAUUGACUAGUUUUUUUGCAAAAAAUUAGGCUCGGAAUUAGUGGUUUUUGGCACAAAACUGUAGAAUUGUGGUUUCUGCAACCCUAGCCUUCAAUGUCGAUGUUUUUUGCAAUUCACUCGUUAAUUUGAGUUUGUCAUCGUGUGGGUGCCUUUCUGUUGCAACUAGUUUUCCAUCCACACCAUCUGCGAUGGUGUUUAGAACUUUCAAUAAGAUCAAUCGAAUCCUUGUUUGGAAAUAGAUCAAUCCACCUUGUUUAUGUA
Molecule: messenger RNA, 1955 nt
Organism: Aegilops tauschii subsp. strangulata
Lineage: Eukaryota; Viridiplantae; Streptophyta; Magnoliopsida; Poales; Poaceae
Product: cell number regulator 2-like
Source: RefSeq, a predicted model, not a curated record